AUGGGUGAAACCGAUGCAGAGUACCUUAAAAUGCUUGAGCUUCAAAGGCAAGCCUUUGAAGCACAAUUUGGCUCAUUGGAGUCUAUGGGGUAUGAAGACAAGACCAAGGAGGGAGAUGAUAGUGGAUCUAGUGACGUAGACUCUUUUAGUGGUGAUUCCGACUUAUCUGACAAAGAGGGCAGUGAUGAGAGCGAGCAGGAUGAGGAACAAUUCCGUGGGUUUGAUGAAGAAGAUGAUGUUGAAGAUAAGUCAGUGAGCAAAUCUGCAGACAUAAGACAGCCUAAAGUAAUUAAAUUCUCUGGGGCCAAUGACACUUACGUACCGCCUAGCAAAAAAGAGCAAAAAUUGCUUAGAAGCGGUAAGACCUUAAACAAGAACCGGAAGCUUCUCGAGAGCGAGGGCACUGAAACUAAACCAGGAGAUGAUGAAGGUGAGGACAUGGAGAUGGAGAACUUGCAAAACGAUAUAGAGCUUCAACGAUUUUUGAAGGAGUCGCAUUUACUAAGUGCGUUUAACAGUGCUACCAGCGGUGCGUCUCUGACAUUGGACGGGUUGAAGGACACCACGGUCUCAUAUCAGGAUGACGAAGUGAUGGGGAAAGCCAGGGCCAGGACACUGGAGAUGAGGUUACAAAACAUAUCGAAGGUCAACGGUGAUGGUAGAAAGAUCUCCAAAUUGGAGAAAGUACCCAUGCAUGUGAGGAAAGGUAUGAUAGACAAGCACGUAAAAAGGAUAAAGAAAUACGAGGAAGAAGCCGCAGAUGCCGGUAUCGUUUUAUCUAAGGUCAAGAGUGGUAAUUUCAGAAAGAUAGAGUCCACAUAUGUUAAAGAUAUAGAGAGAAGAAUAGGUAGCAGUAUCAAGUCCAAGGACCUAGAAAAGAGCAAGAAAAGAACCCGUGGUCUUAAAGUGCAGUCAGUUGGUAGAUCCACAAGAAACGGUCUGGUUAUCUCCUCAGAAGACAUUGCUCGCAUAAACGGCUCUGGCAAGAGCAAGCGCAGAAGGUAA
Messenger RNA from Nakaseomyces glabratus, 1005 nucleotides. RefSeq names its product Faf1p (gene FAF1). Gene Ontology annotation, cellular component: nucleolus. Lineage: Eukaryota; Fungi; Ascomycota; Saccharomycetes; Saccharomycetales; Saccharomycetaceae. Gene Ontology annotation, biological process: maturation of SSU-rRNA from tricistronic rRNA transcript (SSU-rRNA, 5.8S rRNA, LSU-rRNA). The record is from RefSeq and is a predicted model, not a curated record.